This is a messenger RNA of Caenorhabditis auriculariae, 690 nucleotides long. The record is from the annotation of a GenBank genome assembly. NCBI's taxonomy places the organism in Eukaryota, Metazoa, Nematoda, Chromadorea, Rhabditida, Rhabditidae.
AUGAACGUGGACAAGGUGACGGAGCACAUGACCCCUCAAGGCGAAGGCCAAAAUGAGCCCUCGAGAAUUUCCUUUUACAUCGUUCUCGGCUCUCUGACCCUCUCAGUGCUUAUCAGCAUUUUGCAUCAGCUUAAUCGGUAUUUAUUUACCCAAUUGUCUUUUGAUUUUCUAAUUUUUUCUAAAUAUAAUUUUGAAAAAAUGUUUUUCACCAGCAACGCAAAAUGAUUACUUCACUAAAUAGUAAAUUUCGGACAAAAGGCUGGACAAGAAAAAGAAGCUCAAAAUCAUUGGCGGUUUAAAGAGACGUCCGAUUGAAGGAAAAAAAAAAUCGCAUUUUUCAAGAAAAAAAAAAUGGCGGUGAUUACACCGACGCGGUUCAAUUCUCGAAUUAAAAAAAAAUUUUUUUCAGUUUUUACAAGAUGAAACGGUGGGAUGAAAUGGAAAGCUUCGAUUCCAAAUUUCGCUCGGAACAGCACUUUGUGAGUUUUUGCAUGGAUUUUCAGUAUUAAUUUGUUUAUGAAAAUGGCUCAGGAAAAGUGGUACAUGCAAGAAAUGCUGGAUAAAGAGGAAGAAUUGCGACGUAAGAAGGCCGUCGAAACGUUACAAAGAAGAGAUAAAGAAAGGAUAGCGGAGCUUUUCAGCCAACAUAGGAGAACGGACAAAAAGAAAGAAGAAGAGGCCAAUAAAUGA